AUGUCCGAAUCACCAAGAUCUAUGUGCCUGACGCGGUUCAGCACCCCGGUCCCCGAACUGGAUGACCAUCGCUUCCAACUUGAUUCUCUGCCUCGCAUCGAAGCUACCAUCGAUGUUCCCCUGAGUCGGCAGAAUACCGCUCAGCAGGGUUAUCCUCCCGAGACACCCCAGCGCCCCGAUCUGCUAUCAGUGCAAGCUGCUCUGCGGGAGGCCGGCUCCUACUCGCGUGACUUUGAACAAGCUAUAAUGGAUGAUGAUCGGUCGGACAAGGACGUCAACCCUCUUGGUCGGCGCUUCUCUGUCGAUCCAAAUGGGAAUGUCCGCCAUGGGCGCACCUGGAGUCGAACUCACCAGGAGCGUGCAAACAUGUCGCGAGAAUCAUCCCCGUCCGCCAGGUCCUCUUCGCCCCCAAAUUCGGUUGAGGCUUUUGCGGACCCUCGUCGCCGGGAGCGCGCAAACACUCUCGAGAGCCAUGCUGCGCCAGACCUGGAAGCCAUUCUGCAGCGUACUGUGUCCGGUGGCACUCACCCGCGCCGUCCCACUUUCAGCAAUGCCAGCUUAAUCCGACCGCAGCCAGGCGAUAUCCAGCUGGACGCAAAUAACGAGACGUGCGUUCCGACCUACGAACAACCUGGCAGAAUUCCAGUCAUCGACUACGAGGAGCUGGAGGAAUUUGUGGCUCUGAACCGGGAUCAAAAGCCCUCAACGUCACGCCGGAAGCACAGCCUGAGCUCUCAAAGCCGAGGCCCCCGUGUGUUCUAUGAUCUUCGGCAUGGAGCUCUCAAGUCCGACGUCGACGGAGAGAAGCUUUCGUCGAGCGCGGAGCAUUUAUCCUCGGAUCUCAUGGAUCCUGAUUCGAAAACUCCCGACAAGGUUUAUGCGAAUGCCGUGUGCGAGAAAGACUUGGUCGAAAAGCUCCAGAAUGAAAAUGAGCCGACCCGCUUCGGCUUUUUCUCAUCAGAGUCCCAGAGUACUGUGCACGCGGCCGAGCUGGGCGAUCUGGUGCUCCCCGGUGAUACCUUCCGAGACCUCUUCCAACUUGGUCCGGAGGGCGGCGUGUGGUGGUUGGAUGUCCUCAACCCUUCUGAAGAGGAGGUCGCCGCACUCUCGCGGGCCUUUUCCAUCCAUCCGCUGACUACGGAGGAUAUCUUGACCCAGGAAGCCCGUGAAAAGGUGGAGCUUUUCAAGCAGUAUUACUUUGUUUGUUUCCGCACAUUCUAUCAAGUCGACAAGACGGACGAACGCUUCAUGGAACCCGUCAAUCUUUACAUGGUCGUCUUCCGCGAUGGAGUGCUUUCAUUCUCUUUCACCGAGAAUCCCCACGCGGCAAAUGUCCGAAAGAGAAUCGGAAAGCUUCGUGAUUACGUGUCCCUCAGUAGCGACUGGAUCUGUUAUGCCAUGAUUGACGAUAUCGUGGAUAGUUUCGGCCCUGUUAUUCGUGAGAUUGAGCUGGAAUCUGAGGCUAUUGAAGAUCUCGUGUUCAUCGCGCGUGUGGAUGAUUUCGAAUCGUUCCUGCCCCGCAUUGGUGGUCUUCGCAAGAAGGUCAUGAGCUUGAUGCGCCUCCUAGGUGGUAAGGCAGAUGUUAUCCGCGGAUUUUCCAAACGCUGCAACGAGCAGUACUCGGUGACUCCCCGUGGAGACAUUGGUCUCUACCUGGGCGAUAUCCAAGAUCACGUGGUGACCAUGAUGUCUAACUUGGCACAUUUCGAAAAAAUGCUGAGCCGCUCGCACACCAAUUAUCUCGCGCAGCUGAACGUGACCAACCUGGUCCUGGGCAACCAUGUCAACAAGGUCCUGAGCAAGGUGACGUUGAUCGCUACGAUGCUGGUCCCGAUGAACUUAAUCUGCGGUCUCUUUGGAAUGAAUGUUCGCGUCCCUGGUGAGGGUCAAGAAGGGCUCGAAUGGUUCUUCGGUAUCGUGGGCGUGAUCGCUGCUGUGAUUGUUCUCAGUGGCACUGCGGCUCGGUAUUACAAGCUCGUGUAA
Molecule: messenger RNA, 1983 nt
Organism: Aspergillus clavatus NRRL 1
Lineage: Eukaryota; Fungi; Ascomycota; Eurotiomycetes; Eurotiales; Aspergillaceae
Product: magnesium transporter CorA family protein
Exons: 2
Coding region: 1-1983 (660 amino acids)
Biological process (GO): magnesium ion transmembrane transport; intracellular magnesium ion homeostasis
Cellular component (GO): plasma membrane
Molecular function (GO): magnesium ion transmembrane transporter activity
Source: RefSeq, a predicted model, not a curated record